AUGGCUCUCUCGACUAUUGUGAAGGUGAAAGGCCAGACCAGCAUCCGGCCACCCUCCUGCGGUGACCAAGAGGCCCACCCCUGUCCCUCGGAGCUGCGGGGGGAGCCGAGCCCGGCCGGCCCGGCCCGACCCUCCGCCCCCCGGCGGCGAUGUCCGCCCGGCCGGGAGCCGACGCGCCGGGCGGAAGGAGGGGAGGAAAGGGGAGGGGAGGGCAGGGGGUGGGCGCCGCUGCCCCCCCGUCCCCGCCGGCACGUGCCUGCCGCCCCUCGGGCCACUGCCGCGCCCCGACGGCCCCGGCAUGGACGCGCCCGGCCAGCAGCCCGCCAGCGCCCCGAGCGGGCCCUGAGGUCGCGGCGGCGGGACGGGCUCCGAACCCGAGCCCAAGCCCAAGCCCAAGCCCAAAGCCGAGCCCGAGACCCGAAGCCCAGGCCGGAGUCGGCCAUCGAGGAGGAGGAGGAGACGGCGUAUGUGGAGAUCGCGGCUCGCCGCGGGGGCCAGAGGAGAGCCACCAGAACCCCGAGCUGGCCCCGGCCGGCCGGCGUGGAGCGAGCGGCCGGUCCCGCACGGGACAGCGGAGACGGCGGCACUGAGGAUGGCGGCUCGGCGAAAGGUGGAUCCCCGGGGGAGGCGACGGGGCCAGCAUCCUCGGACAGCGGGAGGGAUCGCCGCCUUCCCCGGCGGAGGUGGCGGCGGCGGCGGGAUGCGGAGCUUGACACCGGCCCGGCCCCGGCUCCGGGGGAGGCGUCAGGCAGCGUGCGGGCCGCCGGAGCUGGGGGCUGCCCGGAGUCCUCCUCCUCCUCCUGCCCUUCGCCGGUGACUAAGGCGGACGGCUUUCCCGCAAUGGGCGACCCAGUGUCAACGGAGGGCAAAACCUCCUCGUCCUCCUUCGGAUACGAAAGCGAGGAGGAGGACGAGGUCGCGGGGCGCAAGGCGACCCCCCCGGGACCUCCCCCGGGCACCCCCCCGGCGGCGGCCGCGACGAGGCGCACUAAUAUCAGCACACAGGAGAUCCAGCUGAGCGAGGUGGACCACGACAUGGACUUCGACGCGGGGCUGGCCGCCCGCUGGGACUUCGAGGAUAACAACGUGAUUUACUCCUUCGUGGACUACGCCUCCUUCGGGAGCGACGAGACCCCGGGGGACACGCUGACGGAGGAGGAGGAGAAUAGCUGCUACCUAAGCACGACCACCAGCGACCCCAACAACCAGACGGACAGCAUCGACAACACCAGCAGCACCGAGAUCGUCAGCCUUACCUCCGAACACGACACCCCCGGUGGGGACAAGCGCGCCAGCUCGGGGGAAAGCCGGUCCAAGCAGUCCGGCCGCCCCGGCGGGAGCCCGGCCGCCCAGCUUCUCCUAUCAAUCAAAGCCGCUUCCCGGGCUAUAAAUGAGUCUAGCAACGUGCGUGGAAAGCAAAACACUGUUUACGCUGCCAAGCAUGAAGGCGACAUGAGCCUCCGUGUCGCCGCGGCUCCCGACCGCAAUGCGAGUUUAAAACAGGACGCGGUCCGCGACCACACGAAAAAGUUCAUCGCGGUCCCCGCGCGGCUGCAGACCCGGUGCGGGGCCGCCAGGGCAGGGGAGCACUCGAGCGGCGCCUCCAGCGCCGUCAGCGAGCUGGACGAUGCCGACAAAGAGGUGCGAAACCUUACAGCCAGGGCUUUCCGCAGCCUGGCGUACCCCUAUUUCGACACCCUGCGCCCCGGCUCCCGCGCCUCCUCUGCCUCCCUGCCCGACAAUGCCCUGGGCAUCAACCGCUGGUCCACCUACCUGGACCUCAAGUGUGGCAGUCUGGGACCGAGAGCCGAACCCAGCUUGCUGCGCUCCGGCCGCUCGCAGACCAAAGCCCUCGAGUUCGUGGUCAGCAAGCUCGACGGGGAGAUCGCCCACGUCGAGUCGCCGCGGCGGCUGCGGGCGGGCUCCCGGGUGGUGACCCUACUGGACCUCGGCGAUGCCGCCGAGGCCGGGGAGCCGCCAGCGGCAGAGAGCGGCGGGAAGGGAUCCAGCAAGAAGUCCAAGUUCGCCUCCAGCCUCCUCAAAAACGUCAUCUCCAAGAAGAUGCAGCUGGAGCACGAGUUCAAGAUGGAGCGGGGUGAAAUCACCGAC
Molecule: messenger RNA, 2109 nt
Organism: Manacus vitellinus (golden-collared manakin)
Lineage: Eukaryota; Metazoa; Chordata; Aves; Passeriformes; Pipridae
Gene: CUNH4orf54
Product: chromosome unknown C4orf54 homolog
Exons: 2
Source: RefSeq, a predicted model, not a curated record